AUGACUCCCCAGAAGAAGCAGUUGAAUAGGCCAAAGAAGCGCACUUUGGUCCGUUGGGACGAUAACCUGAAUGAACUCCUCCUGUUAACCGUGCAGUCCGUCUACAAUUUGCAGUCUGUGAAGAUACCAUGGGCUGAGGUUGCUAGGACUAUGGGCCACAAUGUGACCGAAGGGGCCAUCAUUGCCUCUCGAUCGAAGCGUAAGGCCACCAAUCACUCCAAUGACUCGGAGGGGGAAGACGAUGACGAGGUGCCGCUCACCUUCGAAUACCACGAUCCCUCCUCCGAUGCAGAUUGUGUGGAAAAAGCGUUCCCGGAACAAGCCUAA
This is a messenger RNA of Aspergillus tanneri, 327 nucleotides long. RefSeq lists its product as uncharacterized. The record is from RefSeq and is a predicted model, not a curated record. Lineage: Eukaryota; Fungi; Ascomycota; Eurotiomycetes; Eurotiales; Aspergillaceae. Bases 1 to 327 code for a protein of 108 amino acids. The transcript has 3 exons.